UUGUUUGUUGGGCUUCCUUCUUCCUGGUUUCCGUGAUCAUGUGAAUACUACAGCAAGCCGUCCCGGUCAUACACACUACCCCAGUUUGGGCACUCGACACCCCGCUACACCCUGCGCUGGAUCCCACUAGCUACUCUAUGGCGGAUGGUGAGCGUCGCCCGUUGCUUUCGGACCAGCACGACGGGACGAAUGGUUCCUCCUAUGGCUUUCCCCCGAGGCCACAGAGUUUCCCGCCAUUCCUCAGCCCCAGUGCCCCCCCUCCAGUCCUGUUCGGUGAAGCCCCGCCUCCCUACUCUCCCCUGGGCAGCCCAGACAUUGGCAGCUCCCCCAUCAUCAAUUGCAGGGUGUGUCAGAGUGCCAUCAACGUGGAGGGAAAGACACACCAACACGUAGUCAAGUGUGUCAUCUGCAAUGAGGCUACGCCUAUCAAGAAUGCCCCAGCAGGGAAGAAGUAUGUCCGCUGCCCCUGUAACUGUCUGCUCAUCUGUAAAGUCACCUCCCAGAGGAUCGCCUGUCCCCGCCCCUACUGUAAGCGUGUCAUGAACUUGGGUUUGGUGCCAGCUGCAGGGUCCGGUUCAGGCAGUCCAGAACCUCAACAACUCGCUGGAGUCAGAGUGGUCUGUGGACACUGCAGAAACACAUUCCUGUGGACUGAUUUCUCAGACAGAACGUUAGCCAGAUGCCCCCACUGCAGAAAAGUCUCUUCUGUUGGCCGGCGGUACCCCAGGAGGCGGGGCUUGUGGUGUUUCCUGUUGUUUUUGGUUUUCUCUGGCAGCACGGCAGGACUAGUGGUGGGAACAUGUAAAUCAGCCUUGCUCAACAGAGGGAUCUAUGCCUCCUGGGUCUUCCUGAUUCUCCUGGCUGUACUGAGCAUGUGCAGAAUGAUCUACUGGGGCUGUCUGAAGAUUAGCGAACCUAUACAGAACAACCCAUAGAGGGGAGAGGAGCCCAUACAGAACAACCCAUAGAGGAGCCCAUACAGAACAUCACAUAGUGGGGAGAGGAGCCCAUACCCAUAGAAAUGGGGGAGGGGUUCCUCAAUGCUGGAAGAGGGACCCCGAGUUAAAACAUUAGGGGACCUCUGACAUGGAGAGGAACAGAGAGAUGUACUAAGGGAGAUAUGGUAUAGGAAGGGAGGAAGGAGCGUGAGAACAAACAUGAACAUGACCAAGUCAAACUAGAUCAAACAAGAUCCAACCAGAUCCAACUGUCUAAACUGCCUCUGUCUGGAAUAACUAACCGGUCUUAGUGGCUAUGUCCCAAAUAGUGCACUAUUCACUAUGCAGUGCACUCAACGUUUGACCAGGGCCCCUAUUCCCUAUAUAGUGCACUACUUUAGACCAGAGCCCUAUAGAACCCUAUUCCCUAUAUAGUGCACUACUUUAGACCAGAGCCCUAUGGAACCCUAUUCCCUAUAUAGUGCACUACUUUAGACCAAGGCCCUAUAGAACCCUAUUCCCUAUAUAGUGCACUACUUUAGACCAGGGCCCUAUAGAAACCUAUUCCCUAUAUAGUGCACUACUUUAGACCAGAGCCCUAUAGAACCCUAUUCCCUAUAUAGUGCACUACUUUAGACCAGGGCCCUAUAGAACCCUAUUCCCUAUAUAGUGCACUACUUUAGACCAGAGCCCUAUAGAACCCUAUUCCCUAUAUAGUGCACUACUUUAGACCAGGGCCCUAUAGAACCCUAUUCCCUAUAUAUUGCACUACUUUAGACCAGGGCCCCAUUGAACCCUAUUCCCUAUAUAGUGCACUACUUUAGACCAGGGCCCUAUAGAACCCUAUUCCCUAUAUAGUGCACUACUUUAGACCAGGGCCCUAUAGAACCCUAUUCCCUAUAUAGUGCACUACUUUAGACCAGGGCCCUAUAGAACCCUAUUCCCUAUAUAGUGCACUACUUUAGACCAGGGCCCUAUAGAACCCUGGACUGGUAGGACUAAUAGUCCCCCACUGGACUGGCUGGACUAAUAGUCCCCCACUGGACUGGCUGGUAGGACUAAUAGUCCCCCACUGGACUGGCUGGUAGGACUAAUAGUCCCCUACUGGACUGGCUGGUAGGACUAAUAGUCCCCCACUGGACUGGCUGGUAGGACUAAUAGUCCCCCACUGGACUGGCUGGUAGGACUAAUAGUCCCCCACUGGACUGGCUGGUAGGACUAAUAGU
Messenger RNA from Oncorhynchus masou masou (cherry salmon), 2164 nucleotides. Its product is annotated as type I phosphatidylinositol 4,5-bisphosphate 4-phosphatase-A-like. Lineage: Eukaryota; Metazoa; Chordata; Actinopteri; Salmoniformes; Salmonidae. Gene Ontology annotation, cellular component: late endosome membrane; lysosomal membrane; phagocytic vesicle membrane. Gene Ontology annotation, molecular function: phosphatidylinositol-4,5-bisphosphate 4-phosphatase activity. Bases 138 to 935 code for a protein of 265 amino acids. Gene Ontology annotation, biological process: phosphatidylinositol dephosphorylation. The record is from RefSeq and is a predicted model, not a curated record. The transcript has 8 exons.